Molecule: messenger RNA, 5890 nt
Organism: Sitodiplosis mosellana (orange wheat blossom midge)
Lineage: Eukaryota; Metazoa; Arthropoda; Insecta; Diptera; Cecidomyiidae
Exons: 10
Coding region: 1283-5173 (1296 amino acids)
Source: RefSeq, a predicted model, not a curated record
AAUGUUUGUGUAAAAAAGUUGUACACACGCAUACAACCAGACACUCGAAAUCACAUUCCGUAUGUAUCGUAGGCUAUAUACUAUUUUUGCCGAGUGAAUUGUAGCGGAUUAUAUAGUCACCUACACAUACACGCGCGUAACUGAUUCAAGUUGCGAACAUGUACAGACAGACAGAACCUACCACGAUACCAAUAAAAUGAGACUAAACAACACAAAUAAAUUGAGAGUGUGAAAUAGCAUCGCCUGAAAAGCCCAAUACAUACUCAUCGACGUGUGGCCACACAUAAAAUAUGCUGAAACGCGUAUAAAAAAUACGAUUAAAUAAACAAUGUGGAAGGCAAAACAAAUCGAACGUAGUGAAGAAAUGAAAAUAAUAUACGCUGAUGAAUUGCGGCCAUUUCUGAAUAUGUGCGACUGUGUAUAGGUGCAAUUUUUGCAUCGUCGAUUUGUAACUCAAGUAUUUUCUUAUCGUUUAUUACUGUCAAUGUGUAAAUUACUUCAUAGUGCACAUAUAUGUAACGCAAAUAUUGGUGCUGUGUUUUUUUUCUCACUUUUUUCUUGAGCAUUUUUUUCCCUACUCUCGUUCUCUAUCACAGAGUCAUUGCAAUUGUACGCAGAGUCAGUAGCCAUUCAUGAUUUAAAUAAUCGAAGAACGCAUCGCGACAAAUUACACCCAUAUAAAAAGUGAAGAGAAGAAAAAAAAAUAAAAUGUAAAAAUAAUUUUUUGGUCGGGCAAAGUGCGAACAAAGAAAAUUAUAUAUAUACACAAACACCAGACUGUGCAAGAGUUACUUUGGAUGCGCGUAAUCGUGAAUGGAUUUCCGUCGAACAGAGAGACACACAAAAAGGGGCGACAAAACCGAAUCAGAAAAGGAAGAAUAAACCAGUUUCAUUUUUUUUCUUUCUGCAUUUUGUGAAGUCGAACAGUGUACAGUCCAAAGGUUUCUAUUUCUUCAUGAAAUUUUCGUUGUAUUCAUUCGUUAAUGUAUAAGUGCUAAGCAAAGUGAGUUUAGUUUGUAUUCAUACUGUUGAAAGUUAUGUGAAUCACCGCCAAAAAAAUAUUUCACGGGAAAUUGAAAAAUUUGUCAUUUUUAUUGAUGGUGUUUACUAAUCGUCGGACGGAAUAGAAAAAAAUUAUUCAUUUGAUUGAAACAAUGAUCAAUCAAAGUGAUUGAAUAGACCACAAAUAUGGACGAUAAUCAAAAGUGUUAACCUCAUUUUGAUAAGCGCAUAGUAAAUAGUGUAGAAAAAGUUGUUAGAGGGCCGAAUACCCAGACACAAAAUGGAUAAUGCGGAUGAUGCACAAGAAAUAUCAUUUUCACCACCGCCAAGAAUGGGCCGUUCAUUUUCACCACCCACACCCUUCAUUCGAAACGGGAUUCGAUACAAUGAAUUUCGUGAAAUUUUGAAUACAGCUGUGCAAGCGACACAACACGGUCAAAUGCAACGUCAGCCAGAAGUUUUAGAUGCCGAAGAUAUAUUUGCUGAUGCUGAUAGUAUUGACGCAGUACCGAAUCGACCAAAUGUCCGACGUAGUCUUCGAUACCUCAAUUCGAUUCAAAUUUCAGAUGACGAAAUGGAUGCACUGUCGAAUCAAGCUCAACCGUCAGUUGAUGGUGAUAAUUCGCUGCCAGCUGAACCAAAUUGGGCAAUACGUCAGCAUGGUAGACACCUAAAUAUAUCCACACCACCACCACCACCUGAAUUAUUCAUACCAGCUGAAACCAGAAACAGAUCUCCCGCACGACUGACACAGAGACACAUAACACCGCCACCAUAUGAAAUCUAUCAGCCGACCGAUGGCAUGCGAGCUGUUUCGCCACCAUUAAAUCCAUGGAACCCAUACCUGCGUAGCUAUGGUCGUGUGUAUCCAUACGGUCUUGGUGCAAAUCAAUACGAAAAUCCACCACGAAAUUGGUUGGUAUCGACUGAACCAUCGCAACAGCGGCCAUUACAAAAUUUCCAACAAUCUCGUGUUCAUCUGGUUCCAUCGUUUCGCGAGUACAACACCAAUUUAAGUGCAUUGCCAUUGGCUGAAUCAAUGCGCCGCACUUUGAGUCGUCCCCGUUCCAAUCGAUCUUUUCUCCAUUAUCGAGGUGGUAGCGGCUCUGCUGGUUGCAGCAACAAUCAGCGUGAAACGGCUGAAGACGAAAACAUUUCCGGUUAUUCGAGUUUGCCUGUGAUCGAAAUCAGUUCAGAUGAUGAAGAUGAUUCCAGAUUGUUGCCCGUCGAAUUAUCCAUGCGUCCGGAUAGCAAUAAUAGCUCUUCAGCUCGGUCUUCCUUCAAUCACAGCAAUAAAGAAAAUGUUCAAAUACGUCAUCGCUUCGACUAUGCUACACAUCCAUCACCGUCACGACAAACACCGGCUGAAUCAAAGCCAAAUAGCCAUGCACAAAUCCGACGUACAUCUUCCGAAGACAGCAUCUCAUCGUCGGCAAAUCAUCAUCAUCACCAUCAUCAUCCGCAUCACCAUCAUAACUAUCAACCGGAUGAUGCAUCGGCACUGAAUUUAAGCAAUCGAAUGAAGCGACCGCAUCGUUAUUCACCGCCACAGUUACAGCAAAACAAACACUAUCGCCUCAACAAUGAGUAUCGGAAUAAUCGGAGUAGCCGACAAACGCCCGAAACCACCGAAUCGCAUAGUGCCGACGACGAAUCACCAGUACAGGCACGGAAGAAGCCAAACGUCAACGAAAUCGAUACGACGUUCAAUUCAACAAGUGCAAGCAUAUCGCAACCCAUCGACAAUGACGACGAAAAUAAUAACGUUGAACAGAAAUUCAAGAUUAGAAUAAAACGUGAAUUCAAAACCGAGGCGAUCAGCAACAACGAGAGUGUAGAUAGUGAAUCUGUUGUCGACACCAAAGAACAUUUAAAGCCACUUAUCGCCGAUAUCAAACAAGAGAAAAAACCCGUUUUGAAUGUGAAAGCGGAGCCGGUAUCCAGCACAAAUAAAAAGGAACAAUGCACCGUCAAUGAGAACCCGGAAAUUGCAAAUGUGAUAAUCAAGCAGCAACCGAUAGCGCCGCCAAUCGAUGAUUUUGAAAAUGAUCCAGAGGCUGGACCGAGUGGAUUGCAAACAGAACCGAUGCGAUUGAACAUUGAAAAUGAUGGUCGACGUCUGUUGCGAUACCAAAAUGAUUCAAGCUCGGACGAUGACAGUGGAGAUGAGCGUGUUGCGAUGUGGCGUCCACAGGAAUCGUAUCGAUUCAAUCGAAACGACGAGGAUUCGGGUGACACACGAUAUUCCAGCCAAUCGUGGAGAUACGAUUUACCAGCAGCAAUUGAACCACAAGUCCACAUUGAUAUCGCACCAUCGACGAGCAAUCAGUCUGAAGAAGUCAUUGACCUGAGCGAAAAUGAAUCUGUUCAUUCGAACGCUGCAAAUAAUCCACCAGCAAAUGCGCCGCGAAGCCUUGAAGUGCUGAACGCACCAGAUUUGCAACGACCGCAGGAUUUGCUGCAAUGUGACGAUUUGCAACUCGAUUGGCUCAGUGAUUCAAGCAGUGACAAUGAAAUUGUCUGCACCAUCCGACCGGAGACACCAGAUCGUAGUGCUGCAUUAAAUUUCACACAAUCGAAUUUGAAUACAUCACAAGCAAACAUUUUACCUGCGAUUGAUUUGACUGCUUCCGAUGAUGAAGAGACCACUCAUUCGAGAGAAUAUUGCACGGGUCAAAUGGGAGGUACCGGAUCACGAACCAAUGAACGAAUGAAUUUCAACGAUCGAAUGAGUUUACUAUAUGAAAAUCAUCAUCAUCGUCUUGCCAACAUAUAUCUCAGGAAUCGCUGCAUCCGAUCACCCAAUUUCCAUGGCGAACAACGGAGCGACAGAGCACAGUCCAGUCGAAAUCAGAACGAUGCAACCGCAAACAACAAUAGCGGGCAACCAAAUGAGGAACCGAGUCGAAGUGAUAUGUCACAUCGAACAAGUCGGUGUCCAAAUCAUCGUUUGCGAAGUGAUUUCCAUUGGUAUCGUCCAGAAAAUCUAAAUCCAAAUCCAGCUUCGUUCAGUGAUGCAGCUGCAUCGUCAAGUAAUACAGACCCCGUAUUCGUUCAUCAAGAAACUCGUCCAGUUGUGAACAUUGAACCGAGACAAGCCCCAAUUUCGCCUGAUGUUCUUCUAUAUGAUCCAAGCGUUCAGCCCAAUGCAAAUGUCGACACAAAUGUUGUUCAGGAUACAACACAAGCUAAUGAUGCAGUGUCGUUCAAUCCGCCAAAUAAUUCGGCAAUGAACUCACAUGCGACACGCCAUCAAUCCGCCUCACGUUGUCCGUACUAUCGACGUCUAUCCAUGUCUGGUUAUCACAAUAUGCCCGGUAGCAUAGCCAAUUAUCAUUCGUCGCUUCAAAAUGGAAACGGUUAUUUGCGUCCAGCUUAUGCACCGCACGAAUCUCUUUGGUAUCGUCAGCAAAAUAAUCAAGAAAUCCAUCGACGCCACAUGAUGAACAGUAUGAGCGGAACGGGAACAACAAAUGAUACAGCACAGCCAAGUUCAUUUGGAAGUUAUCCGAGUCGAGGUGCAUCAUCCAUUUCCAACAAUGGUUACUGUACGCAAUGCGAUCAACAACAUCCAAUUGGCCAUCCACACCGACGCCUCAGACAAUAUGUUUGCGGUUUGAAUAUGAACUCGGAGAAUCCACCACCAUUGAUUGCAAUGCGCCGCAAUGAUCCGAACCAUCAACAUGUACACCACCAUAUGUAUCAUCAUUAUCCGACAGACACAGCCUCGCCACCUCCUCAUCAAGUUCAUGUCAGCAUUGGGUUGCGUCGUUCUGGAGAGUAUGUGCCAUCAGCAAUUCAUCCAUCUCAUCCGAUAUAUGCAAAUCAUCGUUUGCGUACAUUUGGCCAAUUCGUGCGUGUGAUUGAAGAAAGCGAUAUACAAUUGCAGCGGUGUAUGCGUGGCGCAACAAGGGAAACAAUCGAACGUAAUACAUUGCCGCACAAGUACAAACGUGUGCGUCGUCAGAGUGAGCUGGAUGACGAUGAUGGCGGUGAAAAGUGUACGAUUUGUUUGUCGUUGUUCGAAAUCGAGAAUGAUGUGAGGAGGCUGCCGUGCAUGCAUCUCUUUCACAUGGAUUGUGUUGAUCAAUGGCUGGUCACCAACAAACACUGCCCAAUUUGUCGAGUUGAUAUCGAAACGCGGUUAAACAAAGACAUCAUAGCCAUUUGAUACACUCAAAACUCCGAAACCAUCAAUAUCGAUAUAAAUAUACCGAAAUAAAGUCGAUCAUUACACCCUCUUCAAUAAAAAAGAGUGGCGUCUCGAUAAUUAAUAAGUCAACGUCAUUUUUUCAUCUUUUUUUAAGCAAACAAAAACAAUACACCCGAGUGCAAGAUCUUUGAGAAAGCAAUUGAAAAACAUGCGUGAUUAAGAUGAUUCAAUUUGCAUGUCAAAUUGAAUGAAUAUCUUCUACAUGAUCACGUGUAAAACAGUAGAAAACACUCAAAAUAAAUAAAAAAAAAACUUGCACUCGGCUAGAUACUCAAAUACAAAUCCAAACAAAAAAUAUUUUCUCAAUCAACCGUCUAAUUGGUUCAAUGAAAUGGCAACUUAGCAGAAAGGAAUAACAACUGGUGUGAUAUGAAUUUCGUUAGCUACACAGUCAUCGACAUAUUUUGUUGGCCAAAUUUAAAAGAAAAUUUACCAUUGAUUAUUAUUAUUAUUAUUAUUUUCGGAAUAAAAGGAAGAAGAAAAAUUUAUUUCUUAAGUGACGAAGAGCAUCGAAGUACAGAUGGAUGGACAGAGAGAGAGAGAGAGGAACAGAGAGAAGAGAAUCUAUUUACAUUUUUUUAAUAGACAAUUUAAAAAGUAAGGUGAUCAAAAGUACGAUGUACGAAACACAUUGCAAUAACAUGGAAAAAUAAACCAAAACAAGACAAAUGAGAA